UGGAGUUCACAAACUAUGGUGUGUAUCUGAAAAUUGAUCAAUCCUGAAGUACUGACGGCCAAUCUAAUUUCUUGAGGUCCAAGAAUGUCAGAACAGUACAGAUAUCCCCCAAAUGACCACUUUUUGCAAAGUAGACAGUCUGACGUACUUCAUAAGAGGCAUGGCGAGUUUUUUGUAAGUUGUAUUUUUUUUCCCAUAAUUUUUUGGAAAAUGAAAAAUAAUUUUUUUACAUACUGUCAC
Staurois parvus is the source of this 240-nucleotide messenger RNA. The record is from the annotation of a GenBank genome assembly. Lineage: Eukaryota; Metazoa; Chordata; Amphibia; Anura; Ranidae.